This is a messenger RNA of Dovyalis caffra, 283 nucleotides long. NCBI's taxonomy places the organism in Eukaryota, Viridiplantae, Streptophyta, Magnoliopsida, Malpighiales, Salicaceae. The record is from the annotation of a GenBank genome assembly.
AUGGAACCAACUGCAGCACCAAUAGCCUUGCCAUUGUCCACAUUAGUCAGAUCUCCUCUCCUCAAUCCCAUUGUCAAACACAAACCCUCACUCAUCUACACCACCAUUAAACUCGUGGGAAUAGGAGACAAAAAGAGGCUAACAGCCUUAUCGCUAAAGAAGAGAGAGGAAAAGAAAAAAGGUCAAAUCUUAUACUACUUCGAUCUCCCUUUACAGGUGGUGGUGGUGGUGGAUAACACCACCUGCAACAAAAGGAACAGGAAGUUAAAAGCUAUUAGGAGGA